AUGGGGAUAAAGGGAGAUGUAAAGCCAUGUAAGAAAACCCCCCUAGAAGUAAGAAAUGCUUUGAAGGAAGCGUAUGAGAAGAAUCUAGCUGAUAAAAAUGCUUCCCUAAAUGAGCUACAAGAAGAUGAUGAUGAGCUUGAAGAGGUGGAAGAAAUCCAUAACCUUAGAACUGGAAAAAGGGGAGUAAUACCCAGUAGUGAUUCCUCUGUUGCUGCCAAGAAAGGCAAUACUGUGAAAAGUCCCAUGGACUUACUUCUUUUGAAAAAUCCAGAAAACAGCUUCAAGUUGGGGGAAAGGCAAACAAGCAUCAAUGAUGCCUGUGAUAAAGAAGCUAGAGCAAGAACAAUUCAAUAUAUUGAGAAGUUUUUAGUAACGAAUGGGAUACCUUUCAAUGUUGUACGCUCUAGAAGUUUUAGGUUGAUGGUUGAAGCAAUAGGGAACUAUGGUCCUCGUUUGAAGGUUUCAUCUUAUUAUGAAUGUAGAGUUACACUCCUUCAAAAAGAGUUAAAGUAUACAAAGCAAUUACUGAAGGAGCAUGCGAUAGAAAGAGUAAACUAUGGAUAUUCUAUUAUACUUGAUGGAUGGACAGAUAAGAAGGGUAGAACUUUGAUCAAUUUCUUGGUGAAUUAUCCAUCAGGAACUAUGUUUGUCAAGAGUGUUGAUGCUUCUUCGUAUAUGAAGACUGGUGAGAAAUUACAUGAACUUCUGGACACUUUUGUGAUGGAGAUUGAUGAACAAAAUGUUGUUCAAGUGGUGACCGACAAUAGAAGCAAUUAUGUUUUGGCUGACCUGAUGCUAGAAGAUAUUGGAAAGCUUGAUCGAGUAAAGAGGACAAUAAAAAGAGGCAUUAGUCUAGUAGGUUUCAUUUAUAAUCAUUCAUUGGCAUUGAACACCAUGCAAAAGUUCACAAGCAAAACAGAAUUGGUGAGGCACGGAGUGACAAGGUUUGCCACCACAUUCCUUACAUUGCAAAGGUUGUAUAAGCAGAAAAGCAACCUCCGAAGGAUGUUCACUUCUGAUGAGUGGUCAAAAUCUAAGACUGCCAAAGACCCCAAAGGGAAAAGGGCAACUGAUAUAGUACUCAAUACAUCUUUUUGGAAUGAUAUCGUUUAUUGUCUUAAGGCUAUGGGGCCUCUUGUGGGUGUGCUGAGGAUGCUUGUUAAUUAA
Molecule: messenger RNA, 1167 nt
Organism: Gastrolobium bilobum
Lineage: Eukaryota; Viridiplantae; Streptophyta; Magnoliopsida; Fabales; Fabaceae
Exons: 2
Coding region: 1-1167 (388 amino acids)
Source: RefSeq, a predicted model, not a curated record